UCUGGAAGACAUUCUCCGCUGAUUAAAAUGGCCAAUGAUCAUAAAGUGAGCUUGCAAGAAUGUACCCGACUGAUAUUGCUGUUAAUUGCCUUUGGAUCAGGCAUUGCAAUGAUUGCCAUGAUAUCAAAUUCAGAGAAAUACGGUUGUGUUGUCCUAUCCGAGGUUAAAUGGUCUCGUUGCGGCGAGAAGAAUGAUGUAUAUUGCUUUGAUAUUGCAAAAAAACCUUCAAGCUGUUCUUAUCUCAUAAAUUCUCAGGGCACGGCUUGCUUUGUCAGUUGUCUAAUUAUGUUGUUUUUCUUAAUACAACUGAUUGUAAAGAAGGAAUAUAAUCCAAAAUGUUCUCAGAUGUUCACUGCAGUUGUAUCCUUAAUCUUCACACUGCUUGCACUCGUAGGAGCAUGCAUUCUUACAGAUACUAUUCGGAAAUUGUGUAAAGGACUUGUCGAAAGUGAUAUUGGACUUCUUGGAGGACCAUGUGAAGAUUAUCAUUUUAAAAAUAAAGAUGGUGAUGAUAAGCUAUACUUCAUCAGACCUCUAAAAGAGGCUAAGAUAAGUCCACAUGAGCCAUAA
Anneissia japonica is the source of this 570-nucleotide messenger RNA. RefSeq lists its product as uncharacterized. The transcript is spliced from 5 exons. Lineage: Eukaryota; Metazoa; Echinodermata; Crinoidea; Comatulida; Comatulidae. The record is from RefSeq and is a predicted model, not a curated record. The coding region runs from base 28 to 570 and encodes 180 amino acids.